AUGUUAGAGAAUUUAACAAUGACUUCAAAGAAUAUUUGCAUCAAGACUACACCGCUAAUCAAACUACUCUGCCAAUUCAAUGGAGGAUGUGUACCUGAAUUACUUAAUUGUGAAAUACGCGAUAAUUACACCGAAAAUCUAAAAUUCAUACAAUCUCUUGCAAACGAAGAUAUCUCAGGAAUUGGACAAAAGGAAUUUAACAAAAACAGCAUAUUUCCUGGAAAGGGAUUUCUAGUUACAAACCAUUUUAAAAAUCGUUUCAUCGAAGUGUAUCCUAAAAAUUUUACGAAUAUGGGAUCUGAUCGAACUCUCGCUCUUCGAGGAUUUUUAUCAAUAACAAUAAGGUUUUAUCUUUCUUUAAUCAUAUUAUAUUUCAAGACAAUUUUAUUAUGUUCGACAUUACGUUAAUCUUGUUUAUCCUCAUUUGCCUCUUGUGUGUGUUAAAGGAGGAGGAACGCAUGAAUACUAUUAUCCUAUCGAGUGCUUGGACUUUGUUGAAAUUGAGGAACAACCCUGAAAUUAAUUUUAGCUUAU
This is a messenger RNA of Meloidogyne enterolobii, 534 nucleotides long. The record is from the annotation of a GenBank genome assembly. Lineage: Eukaryota; Metazoa; Nematoda; Chromadorea; Rhabditida; Meloidogynidae.